AGCUGGCAGGCGGAAGAUGUUUAUUGUGCUGCGUGUGAAGAUAAAUGCUUUAAAAAGUAUCGCCCUACUUAGUUUAAAACUGAAAGAAAAUGUGAGAAGGUGUGCCAGUCGUGAACGCUGGAGCAGGGCUUGUUUGAUAAGGAAAAACUAUCAACGAACUCCACUUUAUCGUAUUAUCUAUUGAAUUGGAAUCUGUUCGAAACUCCAGUCAUCAUAAAAUGACGUCCGAGCAGGACGAACAGAAAAUGACCAUUGAAACUGUGGAGAGAACUGUGCGCGAGGAUUCCAAAUAUUAUGGGAGACAGAUCCAAAGUGCUCUGGUGCCAAUUUUGUCAACGGUUGUUACAGGAAUGACAAUGGGAUACAGUGCUAUAUUGUUGCCCCAAUUGAAAGUGGUUUCGUUUAACGACACCGAAACUCGUGAGAAGGAAAGCUAUGUAACGAAUUCAAUAGUGACCGGUGAUUCGGGUAUCAUCAUUCAUUCGAUCGACGAAGAAUCUUGGAUAGCUGCAUCAGCAGCUUUGACGAUGGCACCCGGUUGCUGGUUUGCGAGUCUCUUGAUGGAUAAGCUUGGCAGGAAGACUUCUAUUCUCGUGAUCAGUCCAGUCGUAUUGUUUGGAUGGUUGACCAUCGCUCUGGGCCAAAACUUCGUGUACCUUGUAGCAGGUAGAUUGCUGUGCGGCCUUAGUGCUGGUCUUUUUGGUGCUACCAGUCCGGUUUAUAUCGCUGAAACGACGCAUCCGCGUCUUCGGGGUCUACUCAUCACGGCUCUAAGUUUCGCUGUGACUGUUGGAAUACUAUUCGUUCAUGCACUUGGCACAUGGCUCGAUUGGAGAUUGACGGCCUUUAUUACUUCGGUGAUUCCAAUCGCCUGCAUGGGACUCGGUGUUUUUAUUCCUGAAAGUCCUAAUUGGCUACUGUCACGAGGUAAACGAGAAGACGCGUUGGCCGCCUGGACUUUGUUGAGGGGAGAUCAUUCUGUGAGUCAGUUCGACGAGCUCAAAGCCAUCCAUGAACCUUCAGCGAGAGAAGUAGAAUGUGAUUACGUAGAAAAACGAUCAAAGGUUGGAUUCACUCUGGACUCGAAGUCCUCUAUGUGCUGGACAAACAGAUUUUCAUUGAGAGCGUUCUUUGUACCUUUACUUAUAGUGUGCGUUAUGUCUUUUACUAGUCAAUUCUCGGGAAUCAACGUGGUUACGUUUUAUUGCGUUCAAAUGAUUCAGGAAGUGUCUGGGCCGAAACACGGUUAUGUCGGAACAUUGAUUCUGGAUGUGGUGCGUGUUCUCUUCAGCGUUUUCGCUUGCUGGUUAACGAGACGGUACUCAAGGAGAAUAUUGGCGAUGAUAUCCGGAUUUGGAACUUGCAUCAUGCUUUUCUUCCUUUCGGUUUGUAUUUUCAACGAUUUCGGGCGACCCUGGCUCCCCAUCGUUCUCCUAUUCGUCUACGCAGGCACUGUCGCCGUCGGACUUGGACCAUUACCGUGGUUACUCUGCGCUGAACUAUUCGACGAUAACAACCGAGGCUUGGGAUCUGGUCUCAGUGCAGGAUUCGCCUUUUUAUGCUUUUUUGCGGUCGUGAAAACAGGUCCCCAAGCCUUUAACGUACUUACGCCAGCCGGCACGUUCGCGCUUUAUGGCAUGGUAGCUCUUCUUGGUAGCCUUUUCCUCUAUAGAUAUUUACCGGAGACAAAGGAUAAAACACUUCGAGACAUAGAGAAGAGUUUCACUGAUGAAACCUCUCCGGAGGAUGACAAAUCCACGGUGACGACGGAUCUUUGAUUCUGAUGCUCGGUGACGAUCGACCUUCGGCAAUUGGCCAUUAACCACAUUCGGAUCAUCAAAACGAGCCCACUUAAGAAAAGCCCAUUUUCAGCACUCUUCAUAUCUCGCAGAGAUCUCAGAAAUGAUUGUUUGCUCGUGGUUGGUCCUGUCAAGAAAAUAACGAUCAUUAAUAUCAUGUUGACUCAUGUUGUAUGCUACAAUGCAUGAGAUAUGGCGUUUGUACAAUGGUUGCAGUGUUGGACUGCUUGUCGUAUACUUGUCAGCUCCCGAAUGCGGUCUGUUUGGCACGUGUCACAUUGCCUGUAGAAUUUCAUGAAAUAUUUUGUCCCACUGGAUGAAUUAUUGUGGCGUCAAGAGCAAAGUUCCAUUGCGCAUGUUGCAAACACUUGAAUGUGGCGCGUUUGCAAACGUCGUUUAAGAAUCUUUCGUGUUCA
Messenger RNA from Venturia canescens, 2215 nucleotides. Its product is annotated as facilitated trehalose transporter Tret1-2 homolog. Gene Ontology annotation, molecular function: transmembrane transporter activity. The record is from RefSeq and is a predicted model, not a curated record. The coding region runs from base 219 to 1778 and encodes 519 amino acids. NCBI's taxonomy places the organism in Eukaryota, Metazoa, Arthropoda, Insecta, Hymenoptera, Ichneumonidae. Gene Ontology annotation, cellular component: membrane. Gene Ontology annotation, biological process: transmembrane transport. The transcript has a single exon.